AUGGAGGAUGAUGGAUUGAAUAUGCGAAAUUGGGGAUAUUACGAACCUUCAUUUAGGGAACAUCUCGGAUUGCAAUUAAUGUCUCCAAUUCCAGACACAAAACCUUUCCUUUCUACACGAGAAAGUUCAAUCCUGAUGAACCCUAAUCCCACUACAAAUCACCACCAUAUUCCCAAUUAUCCCCCUUCGGAUCCAUCGAUUCCAAUUCACUACAUGAGAGAUAGCUGGAUACAAAGAGAAAGAUUCCUCCAUAUCCUCCCCGGAAACCACAACUUUCCGGUCAUCCCCACCACUUCAACCUCCCACGUCAUGCCAUCAUUACACAUUGCGCCACCACCACCACUCGAUCUGUCAAAAGACACAGUCACGACCAUGGAAGACAAUGUAGUCGUCAGAAAAGACAGUGUCAGUGUCAAUGGCGGUGAUGGUGGUGGUUCGGUGAAGAAAAGAGGCGGCACCACCGCCGCCGCCGCCGCCGGAAAACCUCCAAGAGCAAAGAAACAAAAAAAGACUCCUUCUACACCAAAAGAAAACGGUAACUCUUCUUCUCAACGUCCAAAAACAAUGAAAAGAAACAUGGAUGUGGUCAUAAAUGGAAUAGACAUGGACAUUUCUGGGAUUCCGAUACCUGUGUGUUCAUGCACCGGAGCUUCACAGCAAUGUUACCGGUGGGGCUCCGGUGGGUGGCAGUCCGCCUGCUGCACCACCACCAUCUCCAUGUAUCCACUUCCGAUGAGCACCAAACGCCGUGGGGCAAGGAUUGCAGGGAGGAAGAUGAGUCGAGGGGCAUUUAAGAAAGUCUUGGAAAAGUUAGCGUCUGAAGGAUAUAAUUUUGCAAAUGCGAUUGAUUUAAGAACUUUUUGGGCAAAACAUGGAACUAAUAAAUUUGUCACCAUUAGGUAG
Lactuca saligna is the source of this 903-nucleotide messenger RNA. Lineage: Eukaryota; Viridiplantae; Streptophyta; Magnoliopsida; Asterales; Asteraceae. The record is from the annotation of a GenBank genome assembly.